Thunnus maccoyii (southern bluefin tuna) is the source of this 2049-nucleotide messenger RNA. RefSeq names its product meiosis-specific, MEI4 homolog (S. cerevisiae) (gene mei4). Lineage: Eukaryota; Metazoa; Chordata; Actinopteri; Scombriformes; Scombridae. The transcript is spliced from 5 exons. Gene Ontology annotation, cellular component: lateral element. The record is from RefSeq and is a predicted model, not a curated record. Gene Ontology annotation, biological process: oogenesis; meiotic DNA double-strand break formation; spermatogenesis. Bases 456 to 1655 code for a protein of 399 amino acids.
CCAAACAAACCUCGCAGCUUAUUAUAGAUCCUCUAUUAAUAAUGACCCAAUUUUACAAAUAUUGUGUUGAGCUAAGCUGUAUAAAAGCUGUACUAAAACUUUUUCAGGUUUUUCUCGGUUCAGUCAAAAGAGCAAGAAGAUAUUACACUUCAGGCUGUACGUUUUAACCACAAAAAACGUUUCAUUACUUGAGAAACUGGUUUACAAGUAAAACUAUUGAUUAAAAGCUGUUUUGUGCAGCGGGCAAAAUGGGCAGAAAAGUCUUUAAAGGAUGGAAAAUAAGUCCGUAAGUGUCGUAAGUGUCAUUAAAAAAGCAGCUGGGUUUAUGAAAAAUCAUUAAAAAAAGAGAAAAAAGUAGGCUACAGGCAGGACUGGGGCGACAAGCUAAAGGUAAAAUUAGCAUCUUUGACGUUUCAGUUGUUUAAUGCUGAGCUGAGGACAACAGGUGUCCAACAAUGGAGAGCGAUGAAAGCCAAUUAAAAGGACCAUUGGAGUGGUUUUUCAUGAAAGCCAAAGUCGCUCUGGCGGUGGCUGUAAUAAAGAGCAAGCCUCCGGGUAUGAGUGGCAGACAGUACGCCGAGGCUUUAGCUUCCAAGCUGCGGCGCCAGGAUGAAAGCUGGAAGAAUAAAGCGCAGGGGCUGCAGCAGGAGGUGCUGAGGCUGCGACAGGAGAUGCUGAUCACCAGGGUGACGUCAACCACGAAGAGCACCACAGAGGCGGCAGGUAGACCUUUCUGCAUGUACAUAGGUCAUGACGAGACAAUGGGGGACGCUUCACAGGAUCUGUUCGGUCCAGGAAGCGAGGUAUACAGCGCAGACCUUCAACAAGGAUCCGACUCAGAAACUCCCGAUCUCCUGCUACACGACCCCCAGCCUGACAUCAUUUUCCCUCCGCUGCUGUUUCCCUCCAGUCACCACGCAGACCCUCAGGGAAAAGCCAUGCUACCUCACAUGCAGUUCCUCCAGUCGCUGUGCACCCUGCACCGAGUAGGAGGGAGCGAUAAAGACCUGCAGUCGCUGUGGCUCGGCCCCGACGGGGAUGCAGGGUCGGUGUUGAUGGACACCGUGUGCCAGCUUCUCGACUCAGUGGUGGCAGCGAGCAGGGAUCCCCCCCUGCCGGGACCUUAUGACCUCGUCCUGAAGGCCUGCCAGGUCGCUGCACGAGCGAUGGACCUCUUCUGCUCUCAGAGGCUGCCGUCCGCGGAGUUCAUGAGACGUGUGGAAGAGUCACUGAGGGAGCUGACCGGGAUGCUGCUGCAUAGUAAUCAGCCCAGCAGGCUCCGGGCUGCAGAGAGGCUGAUGGAGUGUCUGAUCACGCUGGGGAGCAGCAGCAUGUCAAAGUCCCUUCUCAUCCGUCACAUCCUCUCUCAGAUCAACGCUCUGGCCGAUCAGCUGUGGCAGACCUUUCAGGGGCAGGAGAGCUCAGGGCUGGACAAGUUCCCCGUGGACCAGUAUCAGAACUCGUGCCACCUGUUCUGGAUCGUGGAGGAGCUACUGCGGAAAUCAAAGGUACCAUGCAGGGUGGAGGUGGGGUCGGAGCAGACGGGCUUCCUGAGUCACCUGGAACAACACGUCUUCCUGUUGUCAGAUGAGUUCCCCUUGUUUUCUAUCUACAUGUGGAGGAUAGGAAGUCUCCUCACGUGCUCGGACAGAUAAGAUCCCGCGUGUACAAGAAAAGUAACACAUGCUGAGAAUUAAAAGGGAUUCUGUCAAAAGCUGAACAUCAAAGCUUCUUCCACCGAUUAGUGAAAAAAAAGGACUCAACUUCCACAUAAGUAGAGAAAAGAAGAUUUGUAACAGAAAGUAGUAUUUACGUAAAUAUAAAUAACAGCACAGAUGCAUAUUUAAUGAAGAUUUCAAUCCUUUUUACAGGCUUAAUGGUAUUUAUGUUUCCAGUAGCUGCCAUAUCAGCAGGGAAAAUGUUAUCAUCAAGAAAUGUGUGAAAUGUUUGUACUUUGGUCCCAUGAUUGUUGUCAUUCGUUCAUCCUGCUAAGUGCUAUGAAUUGCAUAGCUGCACAACCGAGUGGAAAAAUAAAUCCUUUUUUUAAUA